This is a messenger RNA of Cornus florida, 963 nucleotides long. RefSeq names its product blue copper protein-like. Gene Ontology annotation, molecular function: electron transfer activity. Gene Ontology annotation, cellular component: plasma membrane. NCBI's taxonomy places the organism in Eukaryota, Viridiplantae, Streptophyta, Magnoliopsida, Cornales, Cornaceae. Bases 1 to 963 code for a protein of 320 amino acids. The record is from RefSeq and is a predicted model, not a curated record. The transcript is spliced from 4 exons.
AUGGCCUCUACCCAGUUCAUCAUCAUUGCCAUCCUUGCACUCUCCAUUUCAGUUUCUGCAAAGGAAUUCAUUGUUGGGGAUGAUAGCGGCUGGACCAUAUACUUUGAUUACCAAUCCUGGGCUCAGGGAAAGGAGUUCGUGGUCGGAGACAAACUAGUUUUCAAUUAUCCUGUGGGAGACCACAACGUCUUCAAAGUCAAUGGAACUGCUUUCCAAGAGUGCACGAAGCCGCCUCCCAGUGAGGCUCUGACCACCGGAAAUGAUGUGAUCACCCUAGCCACUCCCGGGAGAAAAUGGUACAUUUGUGGUGUUGGCCAGCAUUGUCAGGUUGGCAACCAGAAGCUUGCCAUUACUGUGCUACCUCAAUCUGUUGCUCCAGCACCUGAGCCUUUCGGAAAUUAUGGCUCUGAGCCCGCUGAAAGUACUUAUGGUCCCGUGCCAUCCCCAAUGCCAGCCGUAUGGUCUGCACUUACAAUGGCCUCUACCCAGUUCAUCAUCAUUGCCAUCCUUGCACUCUCCAUUUCAGUUUCUGCAAAGGAAUUCAUUGUUGGGGAUGAUAGCGGCUGGACCAUAUACUUCGAUUACCAAUCCUGGGCUCAGGGAAAGGAGUUCGUGGUUGGAGACAAACUAGUUUUCAAUUAUCUUGUGGGAGACCACAACGUCUUCAAAGUAAAUGGAACUGCCUUCCAAGAGUGCACGAAGCCGCCUCCCAGUGAGGCUCUGACCACCGGAAAUGAUGUGAUCACCCUAGCCACUCCCGGGAGAAAAUGGUACAUAUGUGGUGUUGGCCAGCAUUGUCAGGUUGGCAACCAGAAGCUUGCCAUUACUGUGCUACCUCAAUCUGUAGCUCCAGCACCAGAGCCUUUCGGAAAUUAUGCCUCUGAGCCCGUUGAAAGUAGUUAUGGUCCCAUGCCAUCUCCAAUGCCAGCCGUAUGGUCUGCACGUAAACUAGCUAGAAACUAA